Messenger RNA from Heterostelium album PN500, 696 nucleotides. Its product is annotated as glycoside hydrolase family 25 protein. Gene Ontology annotation, molecular function: lysozyme activity. Gene Ontology annotation, biological process: cell wall macromolecule catabolic process; peptidoglycan catabolic process; signal transduction. The coding region runs from base 1 to 696 and encodes 231 amino acids. Lineage: Eukaryota; Evosea; Eumycetozoa; Acytosteliales; Acytosteliaceae. The transcript has 4 exons. The record is from RefSeq and is a predicted model, not a curated record.
AUGAUAGUUAAAACUCUUUUAUUUUUGUGUAUCGUUCUUACUACGUUACCAAAAUCAUCAGGCACAUCCUUUGGUAUAGAUGUAUCCACUAAAAUCAGUGUUGAAGAAUUCAAAUGCUUACUUAAUAAUAAUUUUAUCUCCGUUACAAUUCGUUGCUUUGAGUCCACCUAUGGAAAUCCCUCUGGUUUUAUUGAUCCAAAUUGUGGUAAUUCCAUCUAUAAUGCUUGGAUUGCAGGCUUUACUUGGAUUGAUGUCUAUAUGUUUCCAUGUCCCAAGUGUGGAAAUGCUACAGGACAAGUAAAUACAUUAGUAAAAUACUUGAGUGAUACCUUUGGUUACACUACAAUGGUGUGGGUAGAUGUUGAAGAAAAUUAUAAACCCCCUUACUAUUGGAGUAAAACCAACACCACUAAAAAUGUAGAAUUCUUCUCUGAAAUAAUAAAUGCUCUUGAAGACAAUGAUAUAACUAUUGGGGUAUAUACUUCGAAAUACCAAUGGACAUCGAUUAUGGGAAAAUACACUGGUGGUUCACCCUAUCCACUCUGGUAUAACCAUAAUGAUACAAAACCAAGCUUCGAUGAUUUUACUCCAUUUGGUGGAUGGACCUCUCCUGCAAGUAAACAGUACUUUCUUCAAUAUUCUAUAUGUAAUGUUGGAGUAGAUUUGGAUAUUAAGUUAUUAGCAAAGCCCCAUUAA